Penicillium angulare is the source of this 825-nucleotide messenger RNA. RefSeq names its product exosome non-catalytic core subunit RRP40. The transcript has a single exon. Gene Ontology annotation, cellular component: cytoplasmic exosome (RNase complex); nuclear exosome (RNase complex). NCBI's taxonomy places the organism in Eukaryota, Fungi, Ascomycota, Eurotiomycetes, Eurotiales, Aspergillaceae. Gene Ontology annotation, biological process: CUT catabolic process; poly(A)-dependent snoRNA 3'-end processing; U4 snRNA 3'-end processing. Gene Ontology annotation, molecular function: RNA binding. The coding region runs from base 1 to 825 and encodes 274 amino acids. The record is from RefSeq and is a predicted model, not a curated record.
AUGACAACCCCACUCAUCCUGCUACCAGGAGAUGAAGUGCCCAGCAAUUACCUUCCAUCUUCAAAGUCGAAUCCUCUCAAGAUAGGCCAAGGCCUCCGUCUACUGUCACAGCCCUCCACAAAAUCCAAGGAGCCUAACCUUGUUCUUUCAGCGACACAAGCUGGUAUUCUGGAAACCGAUGCUAGACGCAACACCAUUUCACUCCUCUCCUUCCCAAACCGUCGCUACAUCCCCACCACCAACGACUUGAUCAUUGCACAGGUCCACCAUUCCAGCGCAGACUUUUUCCAUUGCAUGAUCACCCCACACACUGCCCAGGCUCUCCUGGGCCAAUUGUCAUUUGAGGGCGCGACAAAGAAAACAAGGCCCAUGCUGAAGCAGGGCGACAUAGUCUAUGCGCGAGUGUUAUCUGUGGGAAUUGGUGCUGGCGCUGAGGUCGAGCUGACCUGUGUGAACCCGGCGACUGGCAAGGCGAAUCCAGGAGGCUUAGGUCCUCUCAACGGAGGCAUGCUGUUUGAUCUGUCUACGGGCAUGGCUGCUAGGCUACUCCGCGCGAGCUCAUCUUCUGCCGAUGACGAUGAGCCUAUUGAUGGGCUUGUGGUUCUUUCUGAACUUGGAAAGAAGCUUGAAGGCUUUGGAGGAUUUGAGCUUGCUGUUGGGCGCAAUGGCAAGGUUUGGGUCGAUUGCUCGAAUGCCGAAGAAAACGCUGUCAAGGUUACGAUUGCUAUUGGGCGAUGCUUGCAAGGGACUGAUGAGCACAACUUAAACCCUACGGACCAAAAGAAGCUUGUUAAAAAAACUUUGCGUGAUAUGAAGCUGCUUUAG